Phaethon lepturus (White-tailed tropicbird) is the source of this 729-nucleotide messenger RNA. It is a transcript of the gene NXPH4, whose product is annotated as neurexophilin 4. Lineage: Eukaryota; Metazoa; Chordata; Aves; Phaethontiformes; Phaethontidae. The annotation marks the transcript as partial. Gene Ontology annotation, molecular function: signaling receptor binding. The record is from RefSeq and is a predicted model, not a curated record. The transcript has 2 exons.
ACGGUGUGUGCUGGGGGCCACAUCACCAAGACCCUGGGCUACUUGGAGCUGGGCACCUCCGGCCUCCUCAAGGAUGUCCCCUACGGUACCCUGAAGCCCCCAGUGCUUGACCCUGGGCGGCUCAUUCCAGCUGAGCCCCCCCAGGGCGCAAGGACACCCUCGGGUGCCGCACGGAGCCCCUGGGACUGGCAGAAGAACCAGACAGCUGGGGAGCUGCCAAGCCCCCAUGCCCGGCGCAAGCCCUCACUCAAGUCUGGCCGCACCAAGAAGAUCUUUGGCUGGGGCGACUUCUACUUCAACAUCAAGACGCUGAAGUUCAGCCUGUUGGUGACAGGGAAGAUCGUCGACCACAUCAACGGGACCUUCAGUGUCUACUUCCGCCACAACUCCUCCAGCCUAGGCAACGUCUCGGUCAGCAUCGUGCCUCCCUCCAAGGCGGUCGGUUUUGAGGUGCGGCAGAGCACCCUGCCCGAGGGGCACCCGGCCAAGGCCCUCAACUGCCACGUGGAGUAUGAGAAGACCAACCGGGCACGGAAGAAUAAGCCCUGCCUGUACGAUCCCUCCAAGGUGUGCUUCACCGAGCACACGCAGAGCCAUGCCGCCUGGCUCUGCGCCAAGCCCUUCAAGGUCAUUUGCAUCUUCAUCUCCUUCCUCAGCAUCGACUACAAGCUGGUCCAGAAGGUCUGCCCUGACUACAACUUCCAGCAUGACAACCCCUACUUCGGCUGA